CACACGCGAAUUUCAGGGCCGGGAAAGCUCCGUGGCCUCGCCUCGGCCCCUCGGCGGGCGGCAGCAGGAGCCCAAGCCCCGAGAUGGCGGCAGCGGCGGGGAGGGGAACGGCGAGCCCAGGUGAGCGGGCCGGGGCGUGCGGCAGAGCCCGGGCGUUCUCUGGCCCCAGGGCCAGCCCGGGCGGCUCCGGGCGUGAGUCAGAGCGCGGGGCGUGGAGGGGCGGCCGCCUGUGCGAGCGAGCGGCGACCGAGUGAGAGCGGCUCCGCCGGGCGGAGGCGGGGGCAGCGUGUCCGGCCCAGACCCCUCCUCCCGCCUUCCUCCGCCCGCUCCCUCCUCCCUCCCUGCGCGGCUCUCCCGGGGACGCGGAGAGGCGCCGCCGGGCCCGGGGCCUGGACAGCACGGGUGCCCGCCCUCUUCCACCGCCGCUCGCAGCGCCGGCCGCGGGCUGGAUGUAGCCGGGCGCCCCGCGGGGGCUGCAGCAGCAAGAUGGCGGAUCUGUCGCUGCUUCAGGAGGACCUGCAGGAGGAUAUCGACGGAUUUGGUGUGGAUGACUACAGCUCAGAGUCUGAUGUGAUUAUUAUACCUUCAGCCCUGGACUUUGUCUCACAAGAUGAAAUGUUGACGCCGUUGGGAAGAUUGGACAAGUACGCUGCAAGUGAGAACAUAUUUAACAGGCAAAUGGUGGCUCGAAGUUUGCUGGACACUUUGAAAGAAGUCAGUGAUGAUGAGAGAGAUUGUAUUGCUGUGUUGGAGAGAAUCAGCAGAUUAGCUGAUGAUUCAGAGCCAACAGUGCGGGCAGAGCUGAUGGAACAGGUGCCUCAUAUUGCUAUGUUCUGUCAAGAAAACAGACCUUCAAUCCCAUAUGCUUUCUCCAAAUACUUACUGCCUAUUGUGGUGCGAUACCUCGCAGACCAGAAUAACCAGGUAAGAAAAACAAGCCAGGCAGCAUUGUUAGUUCUGUUGGAGCAAGAACUCAUAGAGAGAUACGAUGUGGAGACCAAAGUCUGUCCUGUUCUGAUAGAUCUGACAGCUCCAGACAGCAACGAUGAUGUGAAGACGGAGGCUGUGGCUAUUAUGUGUAAAAUGGCCUCCAUGGUGGGAAAGGACAUCACGGAAAGACUUGUUCUUCCUCGGUUUUGCGAGAUGUGCUGUGACUGCAGAAUGUUUCAUGUUCGUAAGGUAUGUGCAGCCAAUUUUGGAGACAUCUGCAGUGUGGUUGGACAGCAAGCCACUGAAGAGAUGCUGCUGCCGAGGUUUUUCCAGCUCUGCUCUGAUAAUGUGUGGGGAGUUAGGAAAGCCUGUGCUGAAUGCUUCAUGGCAGUUUCUUGUGCAACAUCACAGGAGGUCCGGAGGACAAAAUUGUCAACCCUUUUUAUUAAUUUGAUUAGUGAUCCUUCACGAUGGGUCCGCCAAGCAGCUUUUCAGUCUCUGGGGCCUUUCAUAUCAACUUUUGCUAAUCCAUCCAGCAGUGGCCAGUAUUUUAAAGAAGAAGAUGGUAAAAACACAGAAGAUUGUGGUUCUGCACAGGAAAAUAGUGAACAAGUCAGGACCACAGAAGAUGUCACAACAGAUGAAGAGCACAACAGGACAGAGGAUCUGUCUCCACAUGUUGUUGAUAGCGAUGAUCUUGCAACAAAACUUGAAAAUGCCAUGGAAGAUCAAAAUACAGUGUCAAAUAACUCCCAGAGGGAAAGUGAUUACCAGACUGAGUCAUCCUUCCAUUGCACUUUGUCUUCAGAAUCUUGUAGGGAAAUGGCGGAUGAGAAUGAGGAGAGUUCUCAUUGCUGUACAGCAGGUCUGCGGGAGGCUGGGCUGAAUUCACAGGAAACCUCUCUUCCAGAGCAGGAAUUGUACAACUCUUUCCAUUUCUGGAGGACUCCACUUCCUGAAAUAGACAUUGACUUUGAGCUUCAGCAGACUUCUGAUAUAAAACUCGAUAGAGAAAUUCAGGAACUCACUAUGCCAGUGUCUCCAAGCAUUCCUAUGGCAACAAGGAAAGAAUUAGAAGAAAUGAUAGAAAAUUUGGAACCCCAUAUAGAUGAUCCAGAUGUUAAAGCACAAGUGGAGGUGUUGUCUGCUGCGCUCAGAGCAUCCAGUUUGGAUCCUCAAGAAGAGACAAUGGCCAGCGUCAGCAAGGGGACAGAUUCACAGACUGAACUAACUAUCAAUGACCAACAAAGUUUUAAACCUAUACUGGGUGAUAUUGUGCCUUUAAUUGGUGAUACUGUUGAGAGUAUGGAUUCUACACUUCACUAUAUUCAUAAUGAUUCAGAUCUAAGCACCAACAGUAGUUUCAGCCCUGAAGAAGAAAGAAAAUCCAAAGUACAGGAUGUGGUACCUCAAGCCUUGCUGGAUCAGUACUUAUCAAUGACUGAUCCGUCUCGCGCACAAACAGUCGAUACCGAGAUUGCCAAGCACUGUGCCUACAGCCUGCCAGGGGUGGCUCUGACACUGGGCAGGCAGAACUGGCACUGUCUGAAAGACACCUAUGAGACACUGGCGUCUGACAUGCAGGUAAGCUCAAGCAGCUCUCACAGCAAGUGACCUGAACUUCUGUGA
This is a messenger RNA of Empidonax traillii (willow flycatcher), 2559 nucleotides long. Its product is annotated as serine/threonine-protein phosphatase 4 regulatory subunit 1-like. The transcript has 14 exons. Lineage: Eukaryota; Metazoa; Chordata; Aves; Passeriformes; Tyrannidae. Gene Ontology annotation, molecular function: protein phosphatase regulator activity; protein binding. The record is from RefSeq and is a predicted model, not a curated record. Gene Ontology annotation, biological process: protein dephosphorylation. The coding region runs from base 487 to 2544 and encodes 685 amino acids.